AUGCUGAUAACAUUGUCUAAAUGUAGAAUUUUUUGUGUGAGAUCCCACAGAAUGUUCCUCACCAAGCCAAAUGCUACUACUCCAUUCCUUGCUGAAACCUAUGUCCAGCAUUUACGUGUACAAGUUGGAGAGAAAGCUGAACUCACAAAAACAUUUACCCAGAAGGAUGUUGUUACCUUUUCGGACUUAACAGGGGACACAAACCCAUUGCAUCUGGAUGAAGAUUAUGCAAAGAGGACAAGAUUUGGGAGAACAGUUGUACAUGGGGUUCUGAUCAAUGGACUUAUCUCUGCCAUUCUGGGUACUAAAAUGCCUGGUCAUGGCUGUGUGUUUAUUUCUCAGGAAAUUAAUUUUCCAGCCCCUUUGUAUGUUGGGGAAAAGGUCUUAGCUGCCGCAGAACUGAAGAAGCUGAAGAGAGGUCUUGCUUAUAUCUCAGUGUCAUGUACAGUCAUAGAAAGUGGCAAGACUGUUAUGGAGGGUACAGUUAAAGUCAUGGUGCCAGAAGAUCAGAAUUCCAGGUCCUGACUGUGGUACAUCAUCUUCUUAAGCAAUAGGUCAUGAAUAGUGGGCAUGGACACCUAUUCAGUUCCUUUUAAAAGACAAAACUUAUUGUAAGCUGUACAGUACUGUGAUUUAAAGCCUAAGGCAUGUAUAACAAAGAUCAGUACAUCCUGUUUCUACAUCUGUGUUCUUUACUCAUAAAAUGAAGUUUCUGAAGUUCAAAAUCA
Molecule: messenger RNA, 728 nt
Organism: Hemicordylus capensis (graceful crag lizard)
Lineage: Eukaryota; Metazoa; Chordata; Lepidosauria; Squamata; Cordylidae
Gene: HTD2
Product: hydroxyacyl-thioester dehydratase type 2
Exons: 1
Coding region: 1-525 (174 amino acids)
Source: RefSeq, a predicted model, not a curated record